Messenger RNA from Fonsecaea nubica, 1602 nucleotides. RefSeq lists its product as hypothetical. Gene Ontology annotation, biological process: transmembrane transport. Bases 1 to 1602 code for a protein of 533 amino acids. NCBI's taxonomy places the organism in Eukaryota, Fungi, Ascomycota, Eurotiomycetes, Chaetothyriales, Herpotrichiellaceae. Gene Ontology annotation, molecular function: transmembrane transporter activity. The record is from RefSeq and is a predicted model, not a curated record. Gene Ontology annotation, cellular component: membrane. The transcript has 6 exons.
AUGGCUGGAUCGGAUCAUAUCGUUGGCGACGCUGCGCCCUCUCCAGACGCCAACCAGAAAGGUGCUUUGGAGAAGCAGGACAUCUCUGAGAUCGAGAGGGUGGUGUCCGGUGGCAGCGAUCUGCAGAAGGAUUUCAUCGACUAUGACCGUAUCGACAAGGACGUCGCAAAGUAUGCGAAUGCGACGCAUGUCGAGAUAUCCAAGGAAGAAAACAGGCGCUUGAGACGCAUGAUUGACAGGCGCGUGCUUGCCAUAAUGGUUCCAACGUACUUCCUUCAAGCUCUCGACAAAGGUACCAUAUCUUUUGCUUCCAUCAUGGGCAUUCGAGAGGACUUGAAUCUCCACGCACAACAGUACUCGUGGCUCACAACCUGUAUCUAUAUCGCCGUCCUCAUUGUGGAAUAUCCCACAAACUGGACUAUCCAGAGGGUGCCGAUUGCAAAGUACCUUGCUUUAAACAUUUGUCUCUGGGGCGCAGUACUCGCUCUCCACUCGGUUGCAACGAAUUUUGCCACAAUCGUGACCCUGAGGACGUUGCUAGGCAUCUUCGAAGCGGUCUGUCAGCCCAGUUUCCUCAUCCUCAGUAGCAUGUGGUACAAGCGAGAAGAACAGGCCGAAACGGUAACAUAUUGGUACAUGAUGAAUGGAGGCCAGCAAAUCGUGGGUGGCUUACUGGCAUAUUGCUUCACCCAAAUCCAGUCUGGGCCUCUGAAAUCGUGGCAGGCGAUUUUCAUUGCCUAUGGCUGCUUUUCCGUGCUUUGGGGGCUUUUCGUCGGCUGGUGGAUGCCUGAUUCUCCAAUGAAAGCAAAGUGCUUCUCAGAAGAGGACAAGAAGUUGAUGGUUGAGCGAGUGAGGAGCAAUCAAACAGGACUGCAAAACAAGAAGUUCCGUCCAGAGCAGGUCAAGGAAGCAUUCCUGGAUCCACAGACGUACUGCUACUGUCUCAUCCAGAUUUGCACAACUUUGCCCACUUCUGGCUUAGGAGCUUUUGCGAAUAUCAUCAUCACAGGAUUCAACUUCACCGUCCUUCAGACACAGCUGCUUGCAAUGGUUCUUGGUGCUGUGAUAAUCAUCAUCUUGCUUACCUCGACAUGGCUCGUUAAGAAAUUCCAUCAGAAUUGCUUGGUUAUGGGGCUCUUCAUCAUACCAUCUUUCGUAGGCACGAUCGUGUUGAUGAGCGUCCGGAACACAGACACGGCGACCAAAGUGGGAUUGCUCAUCAGCUACUAUAUUGUGCUCUCAUUCUGGGCCGCUCAGACGCUCGCUAUGAGCAUGAUUUCUCGAAAUGUUGGAGGUCAGACGAAGAAGUCAAUCGUUGUCACAAUGAAUUUUGUAGCCUGGUGCACCGGAAAUGCCGUCGGUCCGCAGGUGUUUCUGUCAUAUGAUGCCCCACGCUAUUUCAUUGCCUUCAGCACUCACCUCGGCUGCUAUGUUCUCCUUGUGCUGGUGAUUGCGUUCCUCUGGCUCCAUCUCAAGCGGCAGAAUCGGAAGAAGGACGAGUUGGUUUCUGCCGGGAUUCGAGAGGCCAAAGAUGAUAAUUACGUGCACGCAUUUGAUGAUUUGACGGACCGAGAGAAUCCAAACUUUAGGUACAUAUAUUGA